GGGAAGGUCUGAGUAUGGAGCCAACCACACCAACCUUGAUUCCAGAAAUUACAGAAACAUCUAAUGAUAACCACAAAGGAACUUGUAGCAUGGAAAUGACAAUGCUCCGAUGCUUGGAAGUCAUCAUUGAUAUGGUUCGACUAGCAGGGAAUGCAACUGUGAUCUGGCUCCUUGGCUUCCAGGUUCGAAGAAAUGCCAUCUCAGUUUACAUUCUAAACCUGGCUGUGGCUGACUUCCUCUACCUCUGCUUUCAAUUUAUAUAUACUCUGGAUGAAUAUAUCAGUUAUUUCCCUGAUAGCAUGGAAGUCUCUCUCCACUUUGUUAUUCAAUUUGGGUUUUUCUAUUCUUACACAGCAGACCUGAGCUUCCUCAGUGUGAUUAGCCUGGAGUGCUGCCUGUCUGUCCUGUGUCCCCUAUGGUACCGGUGCCACCUCCCAAGACAUGCAUCAUCCUUCCUCUGUGUGCUCGUUUGGGCACUAUCAGUGCCAUUUCCUUGUUUGCUAACUCAUUACUGUCAAGAUUACUAUGGAGAUUCUUAUUGUCCAUUAAGUAGACUUUUUACUGCUGGAUACUUGCUGUUUUUAUCUGUGGUUCUCUCAGGAUCCAGCCUGGCUCUGGCUGCAAGGAUGUUCUGUGGUUCUGGACGGAUGUCACUGACCAGGUUGUAUGUAACCAUCCUGCUCACAGUGCUGGUCUUUAUCUUCUGUGGCCUGCCCUAUGGCAUCAACUACUUCCUGAUAUAUGAGAUUUCUAUUGAUGUUAACGAUUUCAUUUGUUACCUUGUUAGGCUUUUUAUUUUACUAACCUCUAUUAACAGUUGUGCCCACCCCAUCAUUUACUUCUUUGUUGGCUCCUUCCAGCAGAGGCACAGGCAAACACUUAAGCCAGUUCUACAGAGGGCUCUGCAGGACACUCCCGAAGACAAGAAUAUACAGGGAGCCUUUCUCAGGGGACCCUGGAGAUGUCAGCAAGCAGUGUGGAGCAUUGAAAAACAACUUAUUCCCUGGUCAUUCGAUGUGGCUUUGUGAGUGAAUCUGGCCAUAAGCCAAUUGAAAAUUGUCUCUC
Molecule: messenger RNA, 1065 nt
Organism: Perognathus longimembris pacificus (Pacific pocket mouse)
Lineage: Eukaryota; Metazoa; Chordata; Mammalia; Rodentia; Heteromyidae
Product: mas-related G-protein coupled receptor member A6-like
Exons: 1
Coding region: 15-1028 (337 amino acids)
Biological process (GO): G protein-coupled receptor signaling pathway
Cellular component (GO): membrane
Molecular function (GO): G protein-coupled receptor activity
Source: RefSeq, a predicted model, not a curated record